GAGCGCGCGUGGCCCCGGAGCCGCCGGCGCCGCGCGGGGAAUAGCUGUGCAGCACGCCGAGCCCGGACUCGGCUGGCUCGGCUCGGCGCGGGCGGGCGAGAGGAUGCUGGCGGGCUUCCCCGGGCUCGGCCCGCGCUCCCGCCGGGGAGGGCCCCGCGCGCGCCCCUAGCAGCCGCCGCCGCCGCGGGUGCAGGGGAGGGGUCCGGAGAGCCGCGCUCGCCGCCGCCCGCGCCUGCCGGCCCCCGCACGGCCCCUGCCCCUGAGCCUCAGCCCCAGGGCGGGCGCGCUGGGCCGGCGCCCACGGAUCUCCCAGCCCUCGUCGCCGCCUCCUCCUUCCCCCUGCGGCCGGGCGCCCGCGGAUGCUGAGGGGCAGCCCUGCGCCUCUCCCGGUCGGAUCCCGGGCCUGACGGCGGGAGAUCGCGCUCCGGCCGGGCCCCGAGGCGCUGCCGGGGCGGCGCGGCUCUGCGGGGAGCAGCCCUCGGGCGCGCCGAGCUCUCCCGCCCCAGCCCGCGCGGGGACCGUCCCGGAGCACGCGGUGGCCGAGUUCCCGCACAGUUCUAGCUGAUCAGUGCUACCUGUGCUCUGGAAACCCGCUCUGCGUUCCUGCUGGAGGUGGCCUCCCCUCCGCCCCAGACAAGAAGAGGCCCUCAGCCCUCCCCCGGUCUCAGAGAGCCCUGAGAGGAGGCCCAGUCCAGAGCUCUUCCUCCGUUCCCAGUCCACUUCUCUAGGGCCAGUAGCAGACACCAGCCAGUAUGCCGAGGAACCAGGGCUUCUCCGAGCCCGAAUACUCGGCCGAGUACUCAGCCGAGUACUCCGUCAGCCUGCCCUCCGACCCUGACCGCGGGGUGGGCCGGACCCAUGAAAUCUCGGUCCGGAACUCGGGCUCCUGCCUGUGCCUGCCUCGCUUCAUGCGGCUGACUUUCGUGCCGGAGUCCUUGGAGAACCUCUACCAGACCUACUUCAAAAGGCAGCGCCACGAGACCCUGCUGGUGCUGGUGGUCUUUGCAGCCCUCUUUGACUGCUACGUGGUGGUCAUGUGUGCUGUGGUCUUCUCCAGCGACAAGCUGGCUUCCCUCGCCGUGGCUGGAAUUGGACUGGUGUUGGACAUCAUCCUCUUCGUGCUCUGCAAAAAGGGGCUGCUCCCGGACCGGGUCACCCGCAGAGUGCUGCCCUACGUGCUGUGGCUGCUCAUAACCGCCCAGAUCUUCUCCUACCUGGGCCUGAACUUCGCGCGUGCCCACGCGGCUAGUGACACGGUGGGCUGGCAGGUCUUCUUUGUCUUCUCCUUCUUCAUCACGCUGCCCCUCAGCCUCAGCCCCAUCGUGAUCAUCUCCGUGGUCUCCUGUGUGGUGCACACGUUGGUCCUGGGGGUCACCGUGGCCCAGCAGCAGCAGGAGGAGCUCAAGGGGAUGCAGCUGCUGCGGGAGAUCCUGGCCAACGUCUUCCUCUACCUGUGCGCCAUCGCUGUGGGCAUCAUGUCCUACUACAUGGCUGACCGCAAGCACCGCAAGGCCUUCCUGGAGGCCCGCCAGUCGCUGGAGGUGAAGAUGAACCUGGAAGAGCAGAGCCAGCAGCAGGAGAACCUCAUGCUUUCCAUCCUGCCCAAGCACGUGGCUGACGAGAUGCUGAAAGACAUGAAGAAAGACGAGAGCCAGAAGGACCAGCAGCAGUUCAACACCAUGUACAUGUACCGUCACGAGAACGUCAGCAUCCUCUUUGCCGACAUCGUGGGCUUUACCCAGCUGUCUUCUGCCUGCAGUGCCCAGGAGCUUGUGAAGCUGCUCAACGAGCUCUUUGCCCGCUUUGACAAGCUGGCAGCUAAAUACCACCAGCUGCGGAUUAAGAUCCUGGGCGACUGCUACUACUGCAUCUGCGGCUUGCCCGACUACCGGGAGGACCACGCCGUCUGCUCCAUCCUCAUGGGGCUGGCCAUGGUGGAGGCCAUCUCGUAUGUGCGGGAGAAGACCAAGACUGGGGUGGACAUGCGUGUGGGGGUGCACACGGGCACCGUGCUGGGGGGCGUCCUGGGCCAGAAGCGCUGGCAGUACGACGUGUGGUCGACUGAUGUCACUGUAGCCAACAAGAUGGAGGCCGGCGGCAUCCCUGGGCGCGUGCACAUCUCCCAGAGCACCAUGGACUGCCUGAAAGGGGAGUUUGAUGUGGAGCCAGGCGAUGGGGGCAGCCGCUGUGAUUACCUAGAAGAGAAGGGUAUUGAAACCUACCUCAUCAUUGCCUCCAAGCCAGAGGUGAAGAAAACAGCCACCCAGAAUGGCCUCAAUGGCUCGGCCCUGCCCAAUGGAGCACCAGCUUCCUCAAAGUCCAGCUCCCCUGCCCUCAUUGAGACCAAGGAGCCCAACGGGAGUGCCCACAGCAGUGGGUCCACGUCGGAGAAGCCCGAGGAGCAGGAUGCCCAGGCCGACAACCCCUCAUUCCCCAACCCACGCCGGAGGCUGCGCCUGCAGGACCUGGCUGACCGAGUGGUGGAUGCCUCUGAAGAUGAGCACGAGCUCAACCAGCUGCUCAACGAGGCCCUGCUUGAGCGAGAGUCCGCCCAAGUAGUAAAGAAGAGAAACACCUUCCUCUUGUCCAUGCGGUUCAUGGACCCCGAGAUGGAAACCCGCUACUCGGUGGAGAAGGAGAAGCAGAGUGGGGCUGCCUUCAGCUGCUCCUGCGUCGUCCUGCUCUGCACGGCCCUGGUCGAGAUACUCAUCGACCCCUGGCUAAUGACAAACUAUGUGACCUUCAUGGUGGGGGAGAUUCUGCUCCUCAUCCUGACCAUCUGCUCCCUGGCUGCCAUCUUUCCCCGGGCCUUUCCUAAGAAGCUUGUGGCCUUCUCAACUUGGAUUGACCGGACCCGCUGGGCCAGGAACACCUGGGCCAUGCUCGCCAUCUUCAUCCUGGUGAUGGCAAAUGUCGUGGACAUGGUCAGCCACAUGGUGAAGCUCACGCUCAUGCUGCUCGUCGCAGGCGCCGUGGCCACCAUCAACCUCUAUGCCUGGCGUCCCGUCUUUGAUGAAUACGACCACAAGCGUUUUCGGGAGCACGACUUACCUAUGGUGGCCUUAGAGCAGAUGCAAGGAUUCAACCCUGGGCUCAAUGGCACUGACAGCAGGCUGCCCCUGGUGCCUUCCAAGUACUCUAUGACGGUGAUGGUGUUCCUCAUGAUGCUCAGCUUCUACUACUUCUCCCGCCACGUAGAAAAACUGGCACGGACACUUUUCUUGUGGAAGAUUGAGGUCCACGACCAGAAGGAACGUGUCUAUGAGAUGCGACGCUGGAACGAGGCCUUGGUCACCAACAUGUUGCCUGAGCACGUGGCACGCCAUUUCCUGGGGUCCAAGAAGAGAGAUGAGGAGCUGUAUAGCCAGACGUAUGAUGAGAUUGGAGUCAUGUUUGCCUCCCUGCCCAACUUUGCUGACUUCUACACAGAGGAGAGCAUCAACAAUGGUGGUAUUGAGUGUCUGCGUUUCCUCAAUGAAAUCAUCUCAGAUUUUGACUCUCUCCUGGACAAUCCCAAGUUCCGGGUGAUCACCAAGAUCAAAACCAUUGGCAGCACGUAUAUGGCGGCUUCAGGAGUCACCCCCGAUGUCAACACCAAUGGCUUUGCCAGCUCCAACAAGGAAGACAAGUCCGAGAGAGAGCGCUGGCAGCACCUGGCUGACCUGGCCGACUUCGCGCUGGCCAUGAAGGAUACGCUCACCAACAUCAACAACCAGUCCUUCAAUAACUUCAUGCUGCGCAUAGGCAUGAACAAAGGCGGGGUUCUGGCUGGGGUCAUCGGAGCCCGGAAACCACACUACGACAUCUGGGGCAAUACAGUCAAUGUAGCCAGCAGGAUGGAGUCCACGGGGGUCAUGGGCAACAUUCAGGUAUGUCCAGUGGCACAGCUGGCACGUGCUCAGACUCGGCAUGAGAACAAAACCGGAACAGUGCUUUCCCACGUGCCCCUGCCUCCCACCCUGGCCCUGAACAGUAAGUCCAGAGGCAGAGACGUGGGGCAAGUGGAAAAGAAUCUCUGCAAUAGCUAGCCUCAGCACAGGAAGAAACACUUCCACCCAUCCACAAAAUCUGGGCUGAAGUUCUAGAUGCAUAUGGCCUACCUUUGGGUAUGAACCUUCUAAUACCUUGUGAUCUGUCUCAGUGGCGUCUGGCAGAAAAGCUCCACGAAAGGGGCAAAGGGACAGAAGAGCAGGCAGUGGCAGUUUCCAGGUAACAGUGCUGCCACCCAGGUGACCAUGGCCAUCCUAGGAGAGAAGUCUCUGGAUGAGAGGAGGCCCCCAGCCAGUCACUCCAGGGUUCUCCUUCCCACCCGCUGCUCGCCACGGGUGGAAGGGCUUGGCCCUGGGAGGUUUGGGGAGUGUCCCGUACUGCUUGGGACCCAUGGAUCAGUGCUCGGCUCCAACCACCCAAAGCCCCCACCCGCCCUCAGUCUAGGCUCCCCCCGUAACGCCACGUUCUUGCUCCCCCUCCCUCUCCAGGUGGUAGAAGAAACCCAAGUCAUCCUCCGAGAGUACGGCUUCCGCUUUGUGAGGCGAGGCCCCAUCUUUGUGAAGGGGAAGGGGGAGCUGCUGACCUUCUUCUUGAAGGGGCGGGAUAAGCUAGCCACCUUCCCCAAUGGCCCCUCUGUCACACUGCCCCACCAGGUGGUGGACAACUCCUGAAUGGCCUCGAGCCUGCAACAGUCCAAACCGGAAGGGAGAAUUUAUUUUUUGAAACUGAAGGAAGUCCCGACCUUCCUGGAUUGAAGUGCACACUCAUGGACUUUAGGUUUAGAAACCUCCUCAGCCUUCAUUUGUUCGUGGAUGUGUGAGCUCUGAGGGUGGCCCUGCUAUUCCUGUGUGUGCCUGUAGUGUCCCCAGCAUAGGGGUCUUAGGCAUAGGGCUGAACAGUCCUUCCAGAGCCCUCGUUCCAAUCCCUGCCGUCCUUGCCCCUGAGGGGCCCUGACCACUGUGAGCAGGAGGGUGGCAGAGCUGGGACAAAGCUGCCUUUGCCGCUGGGCUUUCCGGGACUGUGGAGGGAGCACAGGCGGGGAAGCUCCACUUCAGACAGGGCUUGGUGGGGCAGGACAUGGCUCCCAUUUUGAAGGGAGGUCUCCAUGUGGUCCGAGUGAGGUGAGACGGCCCUCGUCCUGGUGUUCCUGAUCAUCUUGAAAGGUUCUUCUGGAACUCCUGUCCCCUUAGUCAUGAGAACAGAAAGUGCAAUAUUUCCUUUCACCUGGCAGGGGAGGGGGGAUUUAUUUCUGAAAGAAAAAUAUAUAAACAGAUCUUCUACAUUUAUAUUUUUAAUCUUCUGUUAAAUACACUUUCCGAUAUUGCCUUGCCUUUUGAGCUCUUGCUACAGUCGCCUUUGCUACUGCUUUAAGAGAAUUUACAGGUAUUGAUAAAGAACAAGACUGUUUUAUUAAAAGCUUUAUUCAACUUGAAA
This is a messenger RNA of Homo sapiens (human), 5424 nucleotides long. RefSeq names its product adenylate cyclase 3 (gene ADCY3). Gene Ontology annotation, molecular function: phosphorus-oxygen lyase activity; adenylate cyclase activity. The record is from RefSeq and is a predicted model, not a curated record. Bases 753 to 4028 code for a protein of 1091 amino acids. NCBI's taxonomy places the organism in Eukaryota, Metazoa, Chordata, Mammalia, Primates, Hominidae. Gene Ontology annotation, biological process: cellular response to forskolin; cellular response to oxygen-containing compound; system process. The transcript is spliced from 21 exons. Gene Ontology annotation, cellular component: non-motile cilium membrane; cytoplasm; plasma membrane.